This is a messenger RNA of Linum tenue, 3429 nucleotides long. The record is from the annotation of a GenBank genome assembly. Lineage: Eukaryota; Viridiplantae; Streptophyta; Magnoliopsida; Malpighiales; Linaceae.
GAGGGAGGGGAGAGGGGGUAAACAGAGGGAUAAAAAAAAUUGGUUUUCUUAACCUAUGUACAUUGCAUACUAUAUCGAUUCUCUGUUGAUCAACUUAUUCUUUCUUCUUCUUAUUUUUACCAUCCCUUGUUCUUUUCUUGGUUGGACGUUCUUUCUUUCAAUCGGGCAAUCUCUCUUGUUUUAUUUAUUUUUGUACAUAAUUCAUUUUGCAUUAUAGAUGUUAGCACAAUGUCGGGGUCCGAUCAAAGUUCAAGCAACUCACCUUAUUACAUGACUCGACGGCGGGUUGGGGAUUUCUUAGAAUCCCAGGACCAUAAUGGCAUCAUCGGAGGAGGGUCUGGUGCGUCUGGUGGAGGAGAGAAAAGAAUGAUGAAUAAUAAAUUGACGGAGUUGCUGAAGCGACGUAUGGGGAGAAAGGGCACGUUUGGGGUAUUGUUACUAAUGGCAUUCUUAACAAUGUUGGCGAAAUUCCCCCUCUUGCACACCCUCCAAAACAUGGAAUCAGGUUAUGGAUUCAUCAUGGCCGGUAGCCAACGACUUGAGAUUAAUCUCACGAACGAGACUUCUACAACAGGUAGUGUCGAGAAGUUAGUGAAGACGCCGCAGAAGUUCUUGAUUUCAAACAUAUGGGAGAAACCUAACGGUGAAAACCUCUACAAAUGCAUUAACAGGUCAAAAAAUGACGAGAGGAAUACAGCUACGACCACCAAUGGGUACCUUGAAGUUCACGCUAACGGUGGAUUGAACCAAAUGAAAGCUGGGAUCAGUGAUAUGGUAGCCAUAGCCAAACUAAUGAAUGCCACUUUGGUUCUUCCUUCUCUCGACCACUCUUCUUACUGGACGGAUCCAAGUGGUUUUAAAGACAUUUUCGAUGUCGGCCACUUCGUUGAGGUCCUGAAAGACGAUAUCGAGAUUGUGGAGUCAGUUCCUCGAGAACUCGAUGGGGUAACGCCAUUGGAGAAACCACCAGUUUCGUGGUCCAAGCCUGCGUAUUACAGAAACCAUAUGGCUAGCCUGCUGAGAAAGCAUAAAGUGAUCAGGUUCACUCAUUCUGAUUCUCGACUCGCCAACAAUGGCCUUUCUGCCUCCAUUCAAAGACUCCGUUGUCGCUCCAUGUACGAGGCCCUCAAAUUCAGGGAAGGAAUUGCAGAUCUCGGGAGGAAGCUGGUUGAUAGGAUCCGGGGUAAACAACAACAACGUUUCAUAGCUCUUCACUUGAGGUAGCGUCCACGAAAUCGAGUUGUGAACUACGUUCACUUUUCAAAAGAACAUUUUCACCAUUCAAAAAGUCUUGAGUUAUAAGAAAUUUGUUGCUUUUACCUAAACCAGCUGGAACAAUAAUGGAUGACUUGCAGAUAUGAAAAGGACAUGUUAGCUUUCACUGGAUGCAGUCACAACCUCACAAAAGCAGAGGACGAGGAUCUAUUAGCCAUGAGAUUAAGCACAACCCACUGGAAGCACAAACACAUCAAUGGCACAGCAAAAAGGCUAGAAGGGAAUUGCCCCAUGACACCCAGAGAAGUGGCCGUGUUCCUUGAAGCCUUAGGCUAUCCAUCUGAUACCCAGAUUUACAUAGUUGCAGGGGAGAUCUACGGCCAGAACGGGCUUGAUGCACUCAAGGAGAAGUAUCCGAAUGUGCACACUCAUUUCAGUCUAGCAACAGAAGAGGAGAUGGAGAGCUUUAGGAAUAGACAGAAUCAGCUGGCCGCCAUUGACUACAUCGUUGCCAUCGAGAGCGAUGUUUUUCUGUAUAGCUAUGAUGGUAACAUGGCUAAAGUAGCCACCGGUCACCGGAGAUUUGAAGGGUUUCGGAAGACCAUCAGCCCUUACAAAUACAAAUUUGUGAGAUUGAUCGACAAGCUGGACAAGGGUCUGAUACCAUGGGACGAAUUUGCAAGCAAAGUGCAAGAGUUGCAUAAGAACAGGACUGGGGCUCCGUCGCCCAGACACCCAGGGCGUUCCUCCAAACAUGAGGAGAACUUCUAUGCAAACCCUUUUCCCGGUUGCAUAUGUGAAAGGACACGAGAAAACGAAAAGCUUAAUGACCUAAGAUAGGGGAUGAUAAAAAUUUAAGCUAGCAACAUUUUUUACUUCUUACAUUUGUAGAUUAAGUUAACCAGUAAAGCUAGCACAAAGGUGUUGUUGUAUUGGCGUUUGAUCAAUGAUAAUUGCUCAAAGUAGGAUGAAGUCUUCCAGUAAAAACAACAGUUGCUUUUGGUAUAAACUAAAUCAUGGACACCAACUAAAUGAAUCAAAUGCUUGCCUAAACUACACAAUAAAUGUAAAGUAUUCCAGUUCCCCAUUAACAUUCUACAUGAAUGAAAUCUAAACAUUGGGAGAGUUAAAAUAAUCUUACUCAGCACCUGCAAUUGCUCAAUCUUGAAUCGUUUGGCCAGGAACUUCAGAUGCCAUGAUAGUGACAAAUUGUCGGCAUGGUAUCAUCACAAGUCAGCAAAAACAUGGUAAGUUUUGGAAUCUACAGCUAUAAGCCUCAGAGCAGCAACAAGUGCUGCCAGGGACAUGAACCCAAAGAAGAUCACAUUUAGCCAGUGCCAGAGCUUUUGGAAGGAGCUCAAUUUGCUCCCCUUGGCCACUAGGUACAUGUGGUUUGCCAGAAUGAAUGUUAGGGGAAAGGUGCUGAUUGCCCCUGUGAGGCUCAUGAAAUCUCCUAAGAAUGGCAGAAGUGCUGACACCAAUGUGUUGAGGGUAAGGUAUCCACCUCUCACUCCCAGCCUGAACGUCAAGUUUCGAAUGGCGAAUCGAUUCCCCUUGAUCCCGUACUUGGUGUCCAAGAACUCGUACAUAGGACUCGCGAAUAUGUGUAAAGCGAUGACCGACUGAAAGAAUGCAGCAAUAUUGGCCAUUGCCUUCACCCAAACUGGACCAUUGACGCUGCUAAGCAAAUAGGUUGAUGUGGAUGAACCAUAUGCCCAGUAGCCGAUGAAAGUGACAGCAUACAUGGGUAAAACUCCAGCUGUGAACUGGAAGUAGAGUGCUUUCAUCAUGUUGUUAACUACUGGCUGCUUUAUUGUUGCCUGUAUCUCUGGAAGCAUUCCUGUAUUAAAUGCAAAGACGAGAUUGGCAGAUGCUCCAAUUGUCGUGAAGAUCUUGCUCGUUGUGGUUCCUGGGAUGCUGUAGUCCCUGGCUGGUGUAUUGACCCCAUCUUUGAUCGUGAGGACAAAGGCGAUAAUGAUAUAGAUCAGGCUGAGAAGUGUUGAAACUCCAAGCCAGAGUCUGAGUGCUGACAAAUGAGGAAUUGAAAUGGCAAACAGACCACAUACAAAUCCAGCCAUGCCUAUGAAGUAUGGAAGCUUCAUCGGACCAUCUUGGUCGAAAAGAACAUAGGCAGCCUAAACAAAAAUUCGACAUCGCGCUCAGAUCAAAACAUCCACUAUGGAUUGCCAUAUCUAAAUAAGCUCCACCCCAGUC